AUGCGUUUCCUCGGCUUUAUUUGUGCUGCUUCUCUGACUCUUGGAAUGUUUGCCUCGGCUUUGCCUCUGGAUAUCCGUCAAGAGGGCCUCUCCCCCUUCGAAUUAAACGCUCUUGUUACCAACAGUCCGCCAGGUCGUCCUGGCAGUACUCCCUGGAGCUAUAUUCGAGCGAAUUUCACCGAUCCCAACUCGUACAGCUUUACUCAGGGCACACACAAUGGGACUGUUCCAGCAGGUCUUCAAGGCGUUAAUUGCGAGGCCAGAUGGUUUAGGCAAGAGUCGCCCGAAGAUCGCACUUGGCCCUGCGAAUACUCGGAACAGGGCUACUUCGCCAUCCAGAUCUUCCCAGGUACUGGCGCUACUGCGAGGGUAAAUGAUUUCAAGUUAAGGCUCAUUCAUGGAGUGGAGCCAGGUGCGCCGAUUUCCAACAUCUUUGAGCGUUACGAUGCGAAUGGAUCGUUCAAAUCGCUCGAUAACCUGAAUGGUAGAUGCUCCUCCGGUGGAGUCUGCAACUACAGUCUGAAGCCCGAACUCAAGCCAGUCUCGCUUCCAGCAGCAGAAGCGGCUCCUGUCACGGCUUGA
Didymella exigua CBS 183.55 is the source of this 582-nucleotide messenger RNA. RefSeq lists its product as uncharacterized. Bases 1 to 582 code for a protein of 193 amino acids. Lineage: Eukaryota; Fungi; Ascomycota; Dothideomycetes; Pleosporales; Didymellaceae. The record is from RefSeq and is a predicted model, not a curated record. The transcript has 3 exons.